CCGUCCCCGGGGCGCUCGGCGGGCGCGCUCGCCGCCCGCGCCCCGCGCCGCCGCCGCCACCACCAUGGCCCAGGCGGACGGGGAGGCGCGGCCCGGGCCCGGGCCCGCCGUGCAGAUCCGCGUCGCCAUCCAGGAGGCCGAGGACGCGGGCGAGCCGGAGGACGGCGGGGACGGCGCGGCGGCGCGGGGCGCGGGGGGCCCGGCGCGCUACCUGAGCCCCGGCUGGGGCAGCGCCAGCGAGGACGAGCCGAGCCGCGGGCCCAGCAGUGCCCCGACCAGCGGGGGCGAGAAUGAGCGAGACGAGCUGGAGCAGGAGUGGAAGCCCCCGGACCAGGAGCUGAUCAGGAAGCUAGUGGAGCAGAUCGAGUUCUAUUUCUCCGACGAAAACCUGGAGAAGGAUGCCUUCCUGCUCAAGCACGUGCGGAGGAACAAGCUGGGCUACGUGAGCGUCAAGCUUCUCACAUCCUUCAAGAAGGUGAAGCACCUCACGCGGGACUGGAGAACCACCGCACACGCCCUGAAGUACUCGGUGAUCCUGGAGCUGAACGAGGAUGAGCGGAAGGUGAGAAGGACCACCCCCGUCCCGCUCUUCCCCAAUGAGAACCUCCCCAGCAAGAUGCUCCUGCUCUACGACCUCUACCUGUCCCCCACGCUCUGGGCCCUGGCUGCGCCCCAGAACGGCAGGCUGCAGGAGAAGGUGAUGGAGCACCUCCUCAAGCUCUUUGGGGCCUUCGGGGUGAUCUCGUCUGUGCGCAUCCUCCGGCCCGGGAGGGAGCUGCCCCCGGACAUCCGGCGGAUCAGCAGCCGCUACAGCCAGGUGGGGACCCAGGACUGCGCCAUCGUGGAGUUUGAGGAGGUGGAGGCGGCCAUCAGGGCCCACGAGUUCAUGAUCACGGAGUCGCAGGGCAAGGAGACCAUGAAAGCUGUCCUGAUCGGGAUGAAGCCGCCCAAGAAGAAGCCUGCCAAGGACCGGAACCAGGACGAGGAGCCCGCCGUGAGUGUCCACCUCAACAAGUCCCCAAACAAGAGGGUCGAGGAGCUGCAGUACCUGGGUGAUGAGUCCUCGGCCAACAGCUCCUCUGACCCCGAGAGCGACCCCACAUCCCCCAUGACCGGCCGGCGGCACCCGCUCAGCAACAAGCUCGUCCCCGCCGGCCCCCAGAAUCUCUUCUUAAGUCCCAGUGCCUCCCCCUGCUCCAGCCCCUGGAGCAGCCCCUUGGCCCAGCGCAAAGGGGUCCCCAGGAAGUCCCCCCUGGCCGAGGAGGCCAGGCCGAACUGCAGCACCAGCCCCGAGGCCCCGCGCAAGGGCACGGACUACUCCUCCGACAGCAGUGUCACGCCCUCGGGCAGCCCCUGGGUGCGAAGGCGCCGCCAGGCCGAGCUGGGGACACAGGAGAAGAGUCCCGGAGCCAGCCCCCUGCUCUCCCGGAGGGUGCAGACUGCUGACGGGCUGCCCGUGGGUGUGCUGCGGUGGCCCCGGGGCCCCGACGACACCCGGGGUUUCCACAGGGGGCACGAGAGGAGCCGGGCUUGUGUGUAAAUACCGUCUGGUUUUCAUGAGCAGGGUCCUUGGUAUUCAAGGGCACGCACAAACACCUGGCAUGACCUAGCUGACUCUAAGCACCGCCGCCCCUCCCCUCCGGAAGCUUUUGUAUCCUGCAGUCCUCUUAAUUUAUACCCUGGUCAGUCGUGUGAGCUGUGCAGUACCCUGUGGCGCUCAGACCGUGCCUCAUUCAGAGCCCCUUGUCCUCCCUGCAUGACUGUCCCUGCGCUGAGGGUGCUGUGGGCUCUGCCGGGUGUGGGGCGGGUCUGACAGUUGACCUCUCUUCAGAGUGGGGUUCUUCCCGGGGGCCCAGCUGGGCCGUGCUGGGUCGUCGUGGGAGCCAGAAGAGUUGUGUGGUGCAUGGGCAACUGAGUCAGCUAGCCGCAUGGCGUCCUCCGAGACCAAAUCUAUGGGUCCCGUCACGUGAAUAAAUAAUAAAACACCCAACCAGGAGUGCUGGCGCUAAUGUCCUAGUGCUUGACCAAAGUCUGUGUCCAACUCACCAAACUCAUAGGGCCAAGGGAAGUGUGCCACAAGACCCCGAGUUAUUUAACAGAGACACAUUUCCUUUUUUCUUGUUCUUUUCUUUCUUUCCUUACUUCCUUCUUUCUCCCUCUUCUUUCUUUCCUUACUUCCUUCUUUCUCCCUCUUCUUUCUUUCCUUACUUCCUUCUUUCUCCCUCUUUUCUUUCUUUCUUUCUUUCUUUCUCUCUUUCUUUCUUUCUUUCUUUCU
Molecule: messenger RNA, 2275 nt
Organism: Sorex araneus (European shrew)
Lineage: Eukaryota; Metazoa; Chordata; Mammalia; Eulipotyphla; Soricidae
Gene: LARP6
Product: La ribonucleoprotein 6, translational regulator
Exons: 3
Coding region: 65-1540 (491 amino acids)
Biological process (GO): RNA processing
Cellular component (GO): nucleus
Molecular function (GO): mRNA binding
Source: RefSeq, a predicted model, not a curated record